AUGACCCUGGGGAUGGUUCGUCAACGAUACUGGGUUCCUCGUGGACGCGCGGUGGUGAAGAAGUGGCUGCACCGUUGCGUGGUUUGCACUCGAUGGCGGGCGACCACUCCCCAGCAGCUAAUGGGCAGCCUUCCACGGGAGAGAGUAACAGCGGGGAGGCCCUUCCUCGACACCGGCGUUGACUACGCCGGCCCAAUUCAGCUGCGAACAACCAAAGGACGAGGCCAGCGGGCCUACAAAGGAUUUAUCGCGGUCUUCGUCUGCCUGUCUACCCGUGCCGUGCACCUGGAAGCGGUGUCCGACUACACUGCCGACGCUUUUCUGGCGGCCUUGCGUCGGUUCGUUUCGCGCCGUGGUCUCUGUCUAACCCUCCGGAGCGAUUGCGGAACCAACUUCGUCGGCGCCGACGCGCAGUUGCGGAGUUUCUUCGCCCCUGGUAGCCCUGAGUUGCAUCGGAUCGUCGGACAGCUUGCCAGCGAUCGUAUUCGGUGGCAGUUCAAUCCUCCGUCGGCGCCUCAUUUUGGCGGAAUUUGGGAGGCUGCCGUAAAGUCCUUGAAGCAUCACCUGCGGCGAGUGUUGGGUGACGCGACCCUAACGUUCGAGGAAAUGAGCACCCUCCACGCCCAGGUGGAAGCCUGUCUGAAUUCGCGACCGCUCCAGGCCUUGUCCGACGAUCCUGAUGACCUCGCCGCCCUCACGCCGGGUCAUUUCUUGGUGGGAUCCCCUCUUACGGCCGUGCCUGAGCCUUCAAUGCGGGAGUUGCCGGCGAACCGCUUGACUCGCUGGCAGCUUCUGCAACAAAUGCGUGACCAUUUCUGGGACCGAUGGUCCCAUGAUAUCAAGCUUCUGAAGAAUAUACAGAAGAAUUUGAAUUCUGGCAAACCUCAUUUAAAAAUUUAUCACGAUAAAACUCAAGAUAUAUCUUUUGACGAUCAUAUUGAAAUUACUCUACCGUCAUCAUCACCAACUAUGUAUAAAUCUGAAAAUGAUUCAUAUGACUCUAAGUAUCCUGUUAUCAAUGAUGUAUUUUUGACCAAAGAUAGCAGUACGAGCGAUAAAAGUGUUGAGCAACAAUAUUCGCCCACUUCUUUAGAAAGCAAUAAAGUAAAUAAUAAAUAUGAUGAAGUAGCAGAUCUUUGUAAUUACAUGGGACAUGCAGAAAAUAUUCACAAGAAAUAUUAUAGACAGCCUAUAGCUAGCAGAGAUAUUUUGCGAAUGUCACAGCUUUUGGAAAAGGCACAAGAGGAUAUUAAUUCAAAUGAGAAGGAAGAGAAAAGCGAUAACGAUAAUUUAGACGAAGAUAACUCAGACAACGACGGAGAAGAUGUUGCAUUUGAUGCAAAUUUACAUGAUUUAAACCAUUACACAACAAGAAAAGAAAACAAAAAAACCGUCAGUGCACAUCAUCCAAAUCAUCAUUUUCAAGUAGCACUUCACAAAGUAGCAGUGACACAAGUUCCAGUGAAUCCUCAUCAGAUG
Messenger RNA from Solenopsis invicta (red fire ant), 1479 nucleotides. RefSeq lists its product as uncharacterized. Lineage: Eukaryota; Metazoa; Arthropoda; Insecta; Hymenoptera; Formicidae. Gene Ontology annotation, molecular function: nucleic acid binding. The transcript has 4 exons. The record is from RefSeq and is a predicted model, not a curated record. The annotation marks the transcript as partial. Gene Ontology annotation, biological process: DNA integration.